Carassius gibelio (silver crucian carp) is the source of this 947-nucleotide messenger RNA. RefSeq lists its product as uncharacterized. Lineage: Eukaryota; Metazoa; Chordata; Actinopteri; Cypriniformes; Cyprinidae. The coding region runs from base 159 to 947 and encodes 262 amino acids. The transcript has 3 exons. The record is from RefSeq and is a predicted model, not a curated record.
UGGCGUCUCGAGGUACUAAACGUGAAGCAGAUGAGGAGAAGGAUAAGGAUACUGUUUGUGGUUACAUACAUAAUGUAACCGAGUGUAGGAUCUCUUUAUAUAAAAGAGUAAAACUUUUCAAUGCAGUCAUCCAGACUGAUCGUGACGAAUUUCGGAACAUGGCCAUUUUCGCGGCCGAGAAGCACACGACCUUCAAGCAGGCUGAAAAAAAUAAAAGUCCCGUUAAGUUGUCAAAUGUCUCCAAACGAGUUAGUUCUCAGGGUGAAGGAUACGACGUGCAAUGUGGCAGGGCAACAGAAGUUAAUGUCGUUGAGCGUUUGCCGUUUAGUUUUAAGCAGCCCUUAGACAGCGGCAUUCGCAGUCUUGCUGAAGUAAAGGCUAUGGCUCCUAAGCAGCAGGUAAGCGCUGUUGUUGGCCGUGUAGUACAUGUCAGCCAAUGUACUGAAACUGUAGAGUUUCAGGGAGCAUCGAUUGAGGCACAGUCAUGCUAUCUUGAGGACACUUCAGGCACUAUCAAAAUUCAGUUGUGGGAAAGUUUGAUAGGGAAACUGGACUUUGGUCGCACCUACAAACUAACUAAUGUUAGUACUAGAAUCUUCGCUGGGAGUAUGUACCUGACGACCAGCCGAAGAACUGAAAUUCAACAAGUGGCCCCUCUCCAUGGUCUAAAUGAUGUCAUUCAGUUCAGAGUAGACGAAGGUCAAGUUGUUGUCAUGGAAGGAAGCAUAACCUCAGUAGAGGUUGCUCUCUCACAUCGGUGCUCUCGGUGUAACGCUUGGCAGCAAGAUUUUGAGAAGAGAGGAAAAUUUCAUCGCUGUUUUCGCUGUAAGAGACUUCAACUUGUUGAAGUGUUCCAGCCAACAGUCAACGCUUCAGUGACUUUUGUUGGAGAGUUUGGCGAGAAGGAGUUGACUUUGCCGAACUCCGUUAUUAAAAGGUAUGUUUAA